This is a messenger RNA of Trametes versicolor FP-101664 SS1, 558 nucleotides long. Its product is annotated as Erg28-like protein. The coding region runs from base 28 to 450 and encodes 140 amino acids. NCBI's taxonomy places the organism in Eukaryota, Fungi, Basidiomycota, Agaricomycetes, Polyporales, Polyporaceae. The transcript has 5 exons. Gene Ontology annotation, cellular component: endoplasmic reticulum; membrane. The record is from RefSeq and is a predicted model, not a curated record. Gene Ontology annotation, molecular function: protein-macromolecule adaptor activity.
GCCAUCGUCCGCACCCGACCGUCACAGAUGACCGCUCUGGCUGCGCUCUCCGCUUACCUCCCCGCGGGCCCCGGCUGGCUGCCGACGUGGCAGCUCAUCGUCGCCGUUACAGCGACGCUAAACACCAUCGGGAACCUGACUAGUGUCGCGGCGUCGCGCAAGCUGUAUAACAAUGCGCCCGCGUAUGUGAAUCCGCUGCAGUCCCGCACCUUCGCCAUCUGGACGCUCACCUCCGCUGUCGUGCGGUUUUACGCGGCUUACAACAUUGAGAACAAAAUGAUCUACGACAUUGCCAUGUUCACGUAUCUCUUCGCGUUCUUCCACUUUGGCUCGGAGCUGCUCAUAUUCCGUAGCGCGCGCUUUGCUCCCGCGAACCUGAGCCCGGUCGUUGUCUCCACGACGUCUCUCAUCUGGAUGUUCACCCAGUACAAGUUCUACGUCCGCCCGUGACGCUACUAAUAGACCGAUGCAGUCCCUACUUACCCAUCUGUGCGGCCGCGAUUCUCUCGAUCGCCCGCACCCUUGCCCAAAAUAUACUUACCUAUUCUGCUCGCGCGC